Molecule: messenger RNA, 1726 nt
Organism: Dendroctonus ponderosae (mountain pine beetle)
Lineage: Eukaryota; Metazoa; Arthropoda; Insecta; Coleoptera; Curculionidae
Exons: 7
Coding region: 45-833 (262 amino acids)
Source: RefSeq, a predicted model, not a curated record
AUUUCCAGUUGUUUUCCACACUUGUAGCUACCCGCACCGAAAGCAUGGCUAAAUGGGCAUUUUCUUCCCUAUUGGGCGCCUACUUGGUAGCCGUUUCUUUGGCCUUGCCAUCGUCAUUGGUCCAGGAGAUCAAAAACAGCGAGAUGAAAAGCAACAAGGUAAAAAGGGCUCAAUCUGACAGUAAUGAGCCUGAGGAAAAUAUUGGAAAAAUGAGUUACUUUACCAACAGACCAACUUCUGCUAUAAAACGGGGAACAAACCUCAAAGAAGCUGAUAUGGGAGAAUGGAACAGGGAUCAACUGUAUGGAGGAAGAGAUUUCAGCUUGGAUAAUAUUCAGUCGGGUCUUUACGAUUUUCCUAAUCUGCCUAUGGAUGACAAAACCAUUGCCGAGUAUGAGAAGGGAUAUCAGUAUGGAACGAACAAAGAAAAACUGGACGCAGCAUUGCAGAAUGCCAUUUUAAAAAGCGAAUUAUACGGAGAUAACUACGGUCCUUCUAUAUGGCCUUAUGAAGACAGACGUAGACGCAAAAGGGAAACCGUGAGCAACAAACGCAACACUUUGAGGUACAAGCGUAAUGUUGAUUUAACACCCGACGAAGUUUUACGCCUACUCCAGUUCUACGAAAAGAAUCAGCGCGAGUUGAAGAAUGGGGAAUUUUAUCCAGUGGAAGAUAAUAAUGAUGAAACCUGGUUUAAUGAGCCGAUGCGUUAUGGAUCAGUCGAUAGACCUGCAAACAACCGCUUCCAUCAAAUUAAUUCACAACCAGACUACAAACCGCGUUGGGGGGCCUUUGAUCCUGCCACAUUCAAAAAGAAGAGGUUAUUUUAUUAAGCAUUGAUUUAUGGAAGUUGAGAAGCGCACAACUGACCCAACCAAAAUGAUUCUAUACCUCAACUUUACCUGGUCAAACUGAUUUCUACAAGUUAAUUUCCAUUAAAUAAGCUUACAAAAUAAACAAUAGCUGCAAGCUGCAUUUUAUGACUGAAACCCAGAAAGUUAUAAAAAAAUAUUAUAUUUGUCUUUCAUGCUCUUCAAAUUGUUUUAAAACCAAUAUAGAAAUCAAUUUUAAAAUAAUAAUAUUUUCCUGAGACUAUUUGUCUAUUUACUCAAACACUGAAAGAUGGUUAAUAUCUAUAGAAUCAUAAAAUAAUCAAUUUUAUUUAUUAAUUUAUAAAUACUGCUAUUUUAAAAUGGUAUUCUUAUGGUAAAACCUACAACAAUAUUCUCAUCAAGUUAAUUCUUGUACUUUAGCAUUCAGCACAAUGAAAACGGGGAGUGAAAAUGGGAUCAGUUAGUGAACGAAAGUUUGAAAACAGUUUAUUUUAUAGUCAAAUCCAUCUACGUAUUCUACAAUAGAUAUCAGGUAAUAAAUGUGGGCAUAGCUAAGUAUUAAACAUUAUUAAGAUAAACCCAUGUUAAACUCCAUAUAAUCAAAAGAAAUAAGGUAUAAUCUAUCGUCUAUUUUAGCCUAAAACAUUGUCAGUCAGUAUAUCUUUCCAUAAAAUAUAUAUUUAUUAAAUGUUAAUAUACUAGAAUGAUUAUUAUAUUCUGCACAGCAUCUGUUGUUUAGUACCUAGUGUCGGAUGGUGUGAAAGCUUUAGAGUUGUAUGAUUCCAAUUGGUUUCUUCGUUCUAAGCUUAACGCAUAAAUGUAUUUUUUUUUGUGGAAAUGAAUAUGCGUAAAAAAGUAACUAACUUAAUAAAGCACUUGUUUUCACAAAUGUU